Amyelois transitella is the source of this 2386-nucleotide messenger RNA. RefSeq lists its product as uncharacterized. The transcript has a single exon. Bases 170 to 2386 code for a protein of 738 amino acids. The record is from RefSeq and is a predicted model, not a curated record. Lineage: Eukaryota; Metazoa; Arthropoda; Insecta; Lepidoptera; Pyralidae.
CAAAAUAUUUCCAAAAAGAUUUGAUACACUCGUAACUUAAAAAAUGGAAAGGUGUCAUCAAAAAAAAAUUAUAAGUGCUAAUUUUCGUGACAAUUUAAUCAUAUAAAUAUUAUUGAAACAUUUUAUAAAAUUAUAAUUUGAUAUUUUUUAUAAUAAGUAUUUUCCCAUUAUGAACAUGUCAAAGUUGAGCGAUGAAUAUUACGAGAGGAAUUGUUUCCUCAAAACUGAAACAGUGCCGACGCAAAGCGUGAUGAAGAAGAGAAUGACGCCGGCCCUCGCUAAAGUUUAUUUCAAUUCUAUGAGGCCCAAGCUGAAAGUGUUAGCCGGCCUCGCGCCCCCCAUGAAAGGCGGAGGCAACGACUGGUUCAUACCACCAGAGGAACUGCUCAAAGGCAGAGUGGUCAUGAAACCCAUGAAAAAAGAAUUUCUCUCUAAAUUAGGUUUCGACGGCAUCGCACAUUUUGGGGAAAAAAUCGUUGCAGACCACAAUAGACGAAUGGCAGAAUACAAGAAAAAGAAACUUCAAGAAAGUGACGAGUAUUGGAAGAAUACCAUUGAUGCGAAAUGUCGUCAAGAAAAAGAGGAGUGUGAAAUGAAUGCAGCUCGAGAGAACACGAAGAAGAUCGAGCUCGCGUUCCAUCAGUAUUGUUUCAUGUACAGCACGUCUCUAACUAAACUGGAAGACUUGCUAUUCACCGCCGCCAUCAGGGACAUAAAGCGAGUGAAAGCAGAGGCUUUGCAAUACAUGCGGACGCGCUAUGAAACCAUGCUGAAACAACAAGCAACCACCCUUUACGAUUAUUACACCGAACGACUGAUGAAUGAAAAGGACAGAUUGAAAUCAGAAUUUAUACGCAACUUGGAAGAAGCCCGGACCAACUUGGGGCAUCAAAUACAUGACAUCAACGUCGAAAAACAUUUGGCAAUUGAAAAACUGAGAAACCUUCUUGAAUGCCAAAACUUGGCUUGUCAGGUUUACGUAGCUUUGAAAGAGCGAGAAGUGUGUGCGAAAGAAAUACAAGAAUUGAAACAGAUACAUACAAAAGAAACACGACGUCUUAAAGAGCAAAUGGCGGUUAAAGAUUUUGAAAUACAAUUAGCAAGGGAGAAGGAACAAAAGCGCCUAGAAUUCCAAAAUAUAUGGUACAAAAAAAUAUGUGAAGUGGUAAAGAAAUUCCAGCUGUUCGUGUCCUACAGCUUGAAAGAAUUGCCAGAAUAUGCAGAUUUCUUUAUCAACACAGAGAAACUGCUGUUGAUGCAAUUCAAUGAAAUUGUAGAGUCCCCUGUAGAAUGCGGUAACAUUUUUGAAUGUGAGAAACAAAGUUCAUUUCAUACGCCGAUUCCGCAACCUCAUCCCUAUUUUCUCUUUUGCGACAAAAGUUACAAACCAAAUAUUGACCAAAAUCUUUGUCCCAAACACUGUACUUCAAGUGCUUCUCAACUUCCUGUGAUAGUAGUUAACAAGAGAUGCAUUUAUGCUGCUUGCGAUACUUUUGAGAUGUUUACUGACAAAGUGAUUCGAUACAUGCACGGCAAACGAGGCGACGACUCUGAUUUUGCAGACUACCGCGACUACAGGUACAGCGUUCCAGUAAAAUGUACCCAGUCCGAUCAAAUACAUGAGCUCAAAUUGGAGAGCUCAUUAUUGCAACUUUUGCAAAACGAAUGGACCAAUGUUAGAAAACUUUCACUAGAAUGUUGUAAAUGCAAAAUACCCUAUUGCUUCUGCAGUCGCCUGGACGCAUCGCCUUUGCCAAACAAUCCAGAACCCAGCACCGUGUCAUCUCAAACACUAAAAUCGUUACCUUCCGGUAAUAAAAUAGUUCUCCGUUCAGUUGAGUUAGAGCAUGAACGUCAGCCCAAAUGGGAGAGCUUUAUGGAGUAUGUCAAGUCUAAAAAGUGUAAAUGUUCUAAAAUGGCCAAAAAACAUUUGCAGGAGCAUUUACCUCCCUAUAUGAGACAGAUGUCAAUAUACGAAGCGCCAGAUUUACCGAAUUAUGAGAUAUGUGACUUGGAUACUUUGAGGAAGUUGGUGAAACGUGCUCAGGGCAAGCGCACCCCGCCGCCGGAACCAGAGAAGCCCGAGCCGAGAACCAGAGACGUGGAAACACAAUACUCUGACUUGAACUUGGAAUACCUUUGUACUUGCUUGUCCGAUGAAGAAGCAGAUAAUUUCUUGCAGACUUUCAUAAGAGAGUCGAAGUUGUUUGACUCGAACUUAACUAAGACUCGGUGCAAAGUAGUGAGCGCGUCUCUAACGCCGUCUUACUUAGGCCAAGAGACUCCUUCGUUUGCGACCAGAAGGGCGUAUUCCCUAAAAGACUUGUUGGACGAGUCACCGAAACUUGAAGAGAUAUUUAGAAAAAAAGAUUGUAAAUUUGAUUAA